AUGAAGAGGAUGCUUUUGCUUUUGCUGCUCAGAAAAGUGCUUUUCUGCCAGGAGAUAACAAGAAGCAAAGAAGAGCCGGAGGAAGACAGGAUGGUAAUAUUUGAGCACGCAGGAGUGAUGAAAAUAUACGAUCUAAGGGAACAAGAGAUAGUUGAAGAAAUAGUGUCUCAUGCGGCCAUACAGGAUAAAAAUAGAGAACAAAAAAGAGAAGUGAAUCUACAGAGUAUUGGAAAUAAAAGGAUAACUUACAAUGAGAUGAGUGAAACAAAAAGUGGCAGCAAAGAGAUCAGUAGAGGAGUCAAUGAAAAUAGCAACGGAGUGAUGAGUGUUAGCAGCGCCAGCAGCAAUGGGAUAGGAAGUGGUAUUAUUUUUAGCUCGAAUUCUACUAAUACUUUGAUGAAAAAAGAUAAUUCAACGAGCAAUAAUGCAAGCUCUGUAAGCAGUCUAAUGAAAAGCUUAGCGGAUAAUGGUAAUGUAGCAGCCAGUGGUGUUAUUUUUGGUGAUAGUCUGCCAAAUCUCUUGGCAAACAAUGCUCCUUCUAUUGGCUAUUCAUCUAGUAGAAAUGACUCACUUCCUACUGCCAUUGUUUCUAACGGAAUGGUUGUAUCUCGUGAUAAAAGGAUAGCUGUGGAGUAUAUUGCUUCCGCUGCGGGUGUAAUUGUUUUUGUGUACAAUGAAACAGUUAGUAGAGUCUUCAGGCCAUCGGGCAUCUUGGAGAGCGUUGAAAAAAAGAUUACCUCGAUACUCCAUAGGACGAGAAUAGACAGAACACAUGCACACCACAAAAUAGUAAAGACACUGCUGAAUAAAUAUAAAACAGACCUAUACAUAUUAAAAAAGAUAGAUGGUUUAUUUUAUUUUUCAGAAAUAUUCCUAUCAGAGAUAAAAGAAACACACAGAAAAAGGAUAUUGAAGUGCUUAGAUUACUCUCUAUACGCCUCUCUAUUUAUUCUUAUGCUAUCUCUUCUCUCUCCCAUGAUAAUAAGAAUAGUAGGAUAUAAAGACACUCCCAUCACUUUGCUACUUGGAAAAUGCACAGGGCCUUUAAGAAAGGGUUUUCUAUUCGGUAAAAAAAGGGUAAAAGUACUGGUUCUCCAUAAGAAUGUAGAGAAAGAGAAGAGAAAAUGUGAAAAUAUAAUGAUGCUUCGUGAGCACAAUGCACAAGAUGGCUCGAUACACACUGAAGAAACAGAAGAACACUGCUAUAUCGCGUAUUCCUUUGACACGGUAUCACUGAGCGAGUUUACAGAGAUGAAAGUCUCGCAGGAGACCAUAAGAACAGUGGGAAAAGAAAUAAUUAAUUCCAUACUGCAUCUGUAUACCGAAGGAUUUGUACACUUUACUUUUUCAAUGGAAAAUAUUCUCAUAAAUACACACACAAAUAGAAUAGUCCUGUUGGGAGUAGAGGGAAUGGCUUAUUGUGCAGCAGAUAGCAAAAGACCAUCUAAGUUUACCAUGAACAGUGACAAGUUAGGCAGUGUUCUAACUGAUAAUACUAACCUAUCUGGUUCUACAAUGGACAACAGCGCUAAUUUAACUGAAAAUGGCAAUUGUGCACACAAUCUAGCUGUAUAUAGGCCUAAAUUGUUCGCUGAUUAUGUUUCUCUUGGCGAAGUGUUCUAUGGUAUGCACAAAGAUACUCUUAAUGAAAUGAGCAUGUUCAAAAAUAAGUCAUUUUCUGAAUCAAACGAUGCAAUAUGCGCAUAUAACUAUAGAAAGCAUCCGCAGUUCAUAAUAGGAGCAGAGACAAAGUACCAAAUAGAGCUACUCGAUUGGAUUGCAUCGCUGCUAUCUAGCGAGCCCUUUGAUGGCUCUAUCAUCCAUCCUUUUUUCUGGACUAAUGCGCAGUCUUUGGAGUUCUUAUCCCUGCUAAGCGAUUUUAUAUUCGAUAAUCCCGAGGGCCUUAUCUUGGAAAGCAGCUCAAUCGUUCUUUCUUCCGUUAUGGACCUGUCUAACUGGGAUGUGUAUUUAGAUGUAUCGCUGCUCACGCAUUUGACAAGAGGAGGAAGAUACUACUACAACACCAAGGUGCUCAGAGAUCUAUUUCGGUUGAUAAGAAACAAUGGGAGACACUUUCAGUCCAUUCCAGAAGAAGGAAGGCUGUAUUUCAACAACGAAGUGUCUAACUACUCCGAAUACUUCUUGACCAAGUACCCGCAGAUCACUCUCCUCUCCUACUAUGUCGCCCAAGAGUAUUCCCUUCUGGACCAUAAAAUAUUUUCAGAAAUAUUCAAACGUAAAAAUAUUUAA
Nematocida minor is the source of this 2250-nucleotide messenger RNA. RefSeq lists its product as uncharacterized. Gene Ontology annotation, biological process: intrinsic apoptotic signaling pathway in response to endoplasmic reticulum stress; IRE1-mediated unfolded protein response; mRNA processing. Gene Ontology annotation, cellular component: IRE1-TRAF2-ASK1 complex. The record is from RefSeq and is a predicted model, not a curated record. Bases 1 to 2250 code for a protein of 749 amino acids. The transcript has a single exon. Gene Ontology annotation, molecular function: RNA endonuclease activity; ATP binding; protein serine/threonine kinase activity. Lineage: Eukaryota; Fungi; Microsporidia.